This is a messenger RNA of Ananas comosus (pineapple), 1320 nucleotides long. Its product is annotated as cyclin-D3-2-like. The transcript has 4 exons. Gene Ontology annotation, biological process: mitotic cell cycle phase transition; regulation of cyclin-dependent protein serine/threonine kinase activity. NCBI's taxonomy places the organism in Eukaryota, Viridiplantae, Streptophyta, Magnoliopsida, Poales, Bromeliaceae. The record is from RefSeq and is a predicted model, not a curated record. Gene Ontology annotation, cellular component: nucleus; cytoplasm; cyclin-dependent protein kinase holoenzyme complex. The coding region runs from base 319 to 1320 and encodes 333 amino acids. Gene Ontology annotation, molecular function: cyclin-dependent protein serine/threonine kinase regulator activity.
GCCACGCCCCAUUGCCAUCCAGCCGGCAGCAGCAGUAAGCACACCAAAAGAGAAAAGAAAUUUUUUUUUAUAUAUAAAAAAAACACACCCCAAAUGAGAGAGAAAGAGGAGGAGAGAUAAAAAGGGCGACAGAGAACAAAGAGACAGAGAAAAGAGAUGAGGGGAGUCCCCUUCUUCGUUCCCUCUUCCCCUUCUUCUUCUUCUUCUUCUUCUUCUUCUUCUACACUCCGCCAUUGCUACAACCCCUUCGUAUCAUGAGCAAAACCCACCGCCUCUUCUUCACCUCCGAAGAAGACGAAGAAGACCAGCUGCGACGACAUGGCCCCCUCCUCUCUCCUCCUCCUCCUCCUCGACCCUCUCUACUGCCAGGAAGACAACGCGGAGCUCGACGACCUCCCGGAUGAAACCGCCACGACGACGACGACGACGACCGCGCUCGCACUAGCCCCGCCGUCGACACAAUCCGACCCCGCCGAAGAAGACUUGCCGGAGCUCUUCGCCUCGCUGCGGGCCAAGGAGCGCCGCGGCGGCGGAGCCGGCGGGGGCCCGGCGGCGGCGGCGGCGGCGAGGGCGGAGGUGGCGGGGUGGGCGGCGCGCGCGGCGGAGCGGCAGGGAUUCUCGGCGCUGACGGCGCUGCUCGCCGUGGACUACCUGGACCGGUGCUUCUUCGGCGUCGGCGGAGGAGGAGGGGGAGUGAUGGCGGCGCGGGGGGGGAGGGGGGAACGGCCGUGGAUGGGAAGGCUGGCGGCGGUGGCGUGCCUGGCGCUGGCGGCGAAGGUGGAGGAGACGCAGGUGCCGCUGCUGCUCGACCUGCAGCUCGGGUCCGUGGAGGAAGAGGAAUUAGAGGAGGAGGAGGAGGAGGGAGGGAGGGAGUGCUGCCGGUACUUGUUCGAGGCGAGGACGGUGCGGAGGAUGGAGCUGCUGGUGCUGUCGGCGCUCUCCUGGAGGAUGAACCCCGUCACCCCGCUCUCCUACAUCCACCCCCUCCUCCCCUUCUUCUCUCCCAAAACCUCCGCCGCCGCCGCGCGCCUGCGCCGCUGCGAGGCGGUGCUCGUCUCCAUCGCCACCGAUUGGAGAUGGGUUUCGUACUCGCCUCGGUUUGGGUGCUGCAGUGCUCUUUACACGUCGGAGGAAAUGAAGUCAGAAUGCUAUCAAAGUAUUCUUGAACAAAAUGGUGGCGAUGUAACGGUCGAAAGCGCAAGAAUUGCAUGCAUUAUUCUCAACCCACUCCGCGCCGCCGAGCCCGACGGCGGUGGUGAGUUAGUUGGAAGCAAAUUUGUGAAUGGAGGGGAAAUGGGUGUUUUGAGAGGGAAAGAUUGA